This is a messenger RNA of Microplitis mediator, 1411 nucleotides long. It is a transcript of the gene Dhps, whose product is annotated as probable deoxyhypusine synthase. The coding region runs from base 197 to 1342 and encodes 381 amino acids. The record is from RefSeq and is a predicted model, not a curated record. Gene Ontology annotation, molecular function: deoxyhypusine synthase activity. Gene Ontology annotation, cellular component: cytoplasm. The transcript has 8 exons. Lineage: Eukaryota; Metazoa; Arthropoda; Insecta; Hymenoptera; Braconidae. Gene Ontology annotation, biological process: peptidyl-hypusine biosynthetic process.
GCAAACUUAUGAAUACCAACUUUUUGACGAGCAACUCGUGCUAUCAGGAAACUUAAACAAAAACAAAAAAAAAAAAUAACCUUAUGUUUAUUUCUUAUCAUAAGUAUUUUUCAUCUGUAGUUAUUUAUUACAAUCAAAAUACAUUUGUCUUUCAUACAUCAUUACUUAUAUUAAUAUAUAUAAGAAUAAUUGAAUCAUGGAAAAUAUAAAAAAUGAUAAUAACAUUUCAACAUCAAGAACUGCUGUUUUAAUGCCAAGUACAUCUCUACCAAAUGAAACUCCAAAAAUCCAAGGAUAUGACUGGAAUCAAGGCAUUGAUUAUCACAAUUUAUUUGAAAAUUAUAAACACUCUGGUUUUCAAGCUACUAAUUUUGGAUUAGCGGUAGACGAAAUUAAAAAAAUGAUAGAAACCAAAAACAUUCCAUUAAGCGAAGAACAAAUUGACAGGUUUGAAGAAGAUGACUUUAUAAAGAGAGAUAGUUCUUGUACUAUUUUUUUAGGAUAUACGUCAAAUAUGGCAUCAUGUGGUGUACGAGAAUCUAUACGAUUUUUAGUGCAACAUAAAAUGGUGGAUUGUAUCGUAACAACUGCUGGUGGUGUAGAAGAAGAUUUAAUAAAAUGCCUAGCUCCAACAUUCUUAGGUGACUUUGGAUUGGAUGGUAGAGAUCUUCGAGAUAAAGGAAUAAACCGAAUAGGAAAUUUACUUGUUCCUAAUAAUAAUUACUGUUUAUUCGAAGACUGGUUGAUGCCUAAAUUAGAUAAAAUGCUUGCAGAUCAAAAAGAAAACGGAACGUUAUGGACACCUUCUAAAAUAAUAGCAAGACUUGGUGAAGAAAUAAACAAUCCAGAAUCAAUUUGUUAUUGGGCAGCAAAAAAUAAAAUUCCUAUUUUUAGUCCAGCCUUGACAGAUGGUAGUCUUGGAGAUAUGAUGUAUUUUCAUUCAUUUAAAAAUCCAGGAUUUAUUGUUGACAUUCUCUCCGAUUUAAAACGACUAAAUACAAUUGCUGUUAAAGCAAUCAAUACUGGUAUAAUUAUAAUUGGUGGUGGACUUAUUAAACACCAUAUUUGUAAUGCUAAUUUAAUGAGAAAUGGAGCAGAUUUCGCUGUAUUUUUAAAUACGUCAUCUGAAUUUGACGGUAGUGACAGUGGAGCACGACCAGACGAAGCGAUAUCAUGGGGAAAAAUUCGUAAAAACGCUACGCCAAUUAAAAUAUAUGCUGAAGCUUCUCUUGUUUUUCCUCUACUUGUUGGUGAAACAUUUGCCCGAGAAUUUCACUCAACUAAAAAUUUAUCAUCUUCAAGCACUGAAAGAAUCAAAAUAAAUAACUGUCACGACAAAUGAUCAAAUAUGUACAUUGUUUUAAUAUAUUUUGGACUAGCGAUUGCUCGCUACUCUUAACAUCAAUUCAAA